Leptosomus discolor (cuckoo roller) is the source of this 918-nucleotide messenger RNA. It is a transcript of the gene TSPAN12, whose product is annotated as tetraspanin 12. The record is from RefSeq and is a predicted model, not a curated record. Gene Ontology annotation, cellular component: plasma membrane. NCBI's taxonomy places the organism in Eukaryota, Metazoa, Chordata, Aves, Leptosomiformes, Leptosomidae.
AUGGCCAGGGAGGACUCGGUGAAGUGCCUGCGCUGCCUGCUCUACGCCCUCAACCUCCUCUUCUGGUUGAUGUCCAUCAGCGUAUUAGGUGUUUCUGCUUGGAUGAGAGACUACCUGAAUAAUGUUCUCACUUUAACUGCAGAAACAAGGGUGGAGGAGGCUGUCAUUUUGACUUACUUUCCUGUGGUCCACCCGGUCAUGAUUGCAGUCUGCUGUUUCCUCAUCAUAGUUGGAAUGCUGGGCUACUGUGGAACAGUGAAAAGAAAUCUGUUGCUCCUUGUCUGGUACUUUGGAAGCUUACUUGUAAUAUUCUGCGUUGAACUGGCCUGUGGUGUUUGGACCUAUGAGCAGGAAAUCACGGUUCCAGUGCAGUGGUCUGAUAUGAUCACGCUGAAAGCCAGAAUGACCAAUUACGGCCUACCUAGGUACCAGUGGUUGACCCAUGCUUGGAAUUUCUUCCAGAGAGAGUUUAAAUGUUGUGGGGUGGUGUACUUCACAGACUGGCUGGAAAUGACAGAGAUGGACUGGCCGCCUGACUCCUGUUGUGUCAGAGAGUUCCCAGGAUGCUCCAAGCAUGCACAUCAUGAGGAUCUCAGUGACCUUUAUCAGGAGGGAUGCGGUAAAAAAAUGUACACUUUUUUGAGGGGGACGAAGCAAUUGCAAGUGCUGAGAUUUCUAGGAAUCUCUAUUGGAGUAACGCAGAUCCUGGCUAUGAUCCUCACUAUUACUUUGCUGUGGGCUCUGUACUAUGACAGAAGGGAUCCUGGGGCGGAUCAGAUCAUGGCCCUGAAGAGUGAUACCUCGCAGCAGCUGUCAUGUCAUUCCGUGGAGCUACUGAAACCAAGCCUGACAAGGAUCUUUGAACAUACGUCCAUGGCAAACAGCUUUAACACACACUUUGAAAUGGAAGAGCUGUAG